This is a messenger RNA of Styela clava, 2201 nucleotides long. RefSeq names its product betaine-homocysteine S-methyltransferase-like. The record is from RefSeq and is a predicted model, not a curated record. Gene Ontology annotation, biological process: S-methylmethionine cycle. Gene Ontology annotation, molecular function: S-adenosylmethionine-homocysteine S-methyltransferase activity. NCBI's taxonomy places the organism in Eukaryota, Metazoa, Chordata, Ascidiacea, Stolidobranchia, Styelidae.
UUCGCCAUAUGAUUAAGCCAUCUUAUUUUUCCUUUCCUCUCCCCCGGGAUAAAUAUGUAAAUCCUAUCCUAGGCUAGUUGUUAUGAAAAUAAAUCAGUCAUUGUUCAGUUUUUUCCUGAUUUAGUGAUUCCUGUAUUGAAAUCUAUGAUUCUUCUGCUGAUAGUUUUUAAUUAGACUAUUUGAUGUUUCCUGGCCAGUGUCAAGGUUGCUGUUUUUUCAUAUAUCAGUAUAUUGUAACCUUCUCUUCUUGCGGUUGAUGAGUUGAACUUGUUGGGUGGAAGCUAACUAGCCAUUGUUUACAUGUGUUUAAGUAAUAGGCAACCAAUUUGUCUUUUAUAAUCAUGUAGCCUUGUCUGCUUGUGUCCAAAUCAAAAGUUGUGAAUUAACCUUAGUACUGCAGUGUAUACAGUGUGGAAGUUGACUGCAAAAUUUAUAAUUCCAGAAUUCAGAUUGCAGGAUUAGUCAUUUAAAAUGUCUGUUGUAAAAGUAUUAGAUGGAGGACUGGGCACUGAUUUGGAAAAAGCUCAAAGCAUAGACUUUCUUGCAGAUGAUCCCUUAUUCAGUGCAAGAUUUUUGCAUACAGAUCCUUCAGCAGUCAAAGAUGCACAUAAAAGGUUUCUUCUCGCUGGCAGCGAUGCUGUGAUAACAUCGUCUUAUCAAGCUAGUAUUGAUGGUUUUAUGAAAAACUGUAAUGUUUCAAGAGAAGAUGCAAUUCAGUUGCUGCAAUUGAGUGUGGAUGUGGCUAAAGAUUCAAUUCAAGAAGUGAAGUCUCAAUUAGGUGACGAAGCCAAAGAGAAAUAUUAUGUAGCUGCUUCUAUCGGUCCAUAUGGAGCUUGUCAACAUGACAUGUCUGAAUAUACUGGCCACUAUGUCGAUAAUAUGUCAGAAGAUGAUUUGAAAAACUGGCAUAGAGAAAGGUUGAGUAUUCUACUGGGAAGAGAUCCUGAUUUUAUUGCAAUUGAGACAAUGCCAGCUCAGAAAGAAGCUCAGGCAAUUAUUGAAUUGCUUCGUGAAUUUCCGCAAGCCAAAGCAUGGGUUACGUUUACUUGUAAAGAUGAAGAACAUACUUAUCAUGGUGAUAAAUUUAAAGAAGCAUUUGAAAAAAUUUCAAAAUGCCCGCAAAUAAAGUCAAUUGGCAUCAAUUGUUGUCAUCCAAAAGUUGUUGAACCCAUUAUGAAAUCGAUCAGACAUUUAUUACAACCUGAUAAAACCUUUAUAGCAUAUCCGAAUGCUAACUUAGUUUUGGAUGAAACAACUCGAAGAAUGUUCACAGAGCCUUCUUCUCAAAGUUUAACUGAUUAUGUUUCGAAUUGGUUGAGUAUAGGAGGAAUAGAAUGGAUCGGUGGUUGCUGUUUAGUAACACCUGAUGAUAUUACGAACAUUUCGAAAGUUGUUAAUGAUUGGAAUAGUCGCAAUGUAGAAUGAUAAUUUAACAAAUGCCUUCAGUAGUAUGGGAUAUAUUUAACCAUUUUUUUGAUUAUUGAUUCAAAUUUUGUGUUUCGAUUUUAGAUUACUAGUGGUGAUAGUUAUAUGUGAUUUGUGCAAUUUUCAAUUGAUUACUGUGAACUGCAAUCCCAUAGUUAAUGGGUAUGAUUCAGUCAAACACCAUGGUGAAAAAAUGGAUCUGUCCAGUAAUAGACCUCUCAUUCAUAAUAAUUUUCUCAUAUUGACUAUAAAAUCAUUACAAAUUAAUACUGCUAAGUUGACACUAUUACUAGAUUAUGCAGUAAUAUUAUAACAUGUGCCAUAUUUUUCAAAAAAUUAGAUAAAAAAUAUAUUUUCAACACAUAUAGUAAUUUUAAUUUUCUAAAAUUUUACUCAAUUUUUCGUUUAAAAAUUUCUAAUCUCAAAUUCUGAUGGUUCAAAUGAAUUAACUGUACUAGUAACUAGACAUAGGUAACCUAUUUUAAAAUUUUGAUCACUGUAGGAUUAAUUUUACUGUAAUUUUGGUGAUAUUUCUUGUUUCUCUUCAAGUAUAAUAUAAUAUUAAAUUGGUGUUUUCCAAUAUUCCAAGUAGUGAGUGAUGUCAUUCAUAAUGCCUCCACUUUCAGUUGUAGUUCCAUGACACCGCUUUCUUAAAAAAAAAAUAUUGAGAAAUAGUCCUGGUGCUAUCAGUUGGGUUUCUAUUAGGUCGUAAAAUAGUUUUUGUUCUUUAAAUUUCAUUUUAAUUAACUUAUUUUUCCUGUUUUGAUCCAUUUCAG